AUGGGUCGCGUCCGCACGAAGACGGUGAAGAAAUCCUCACGUCAGGUGAUCGAGAAAUACUACUCGCGCAUGACGCUCGAUUUCCACACCAACAAGAAGAUUCUGGAAGAGGUCGCAAUCAUCCCGUCGAAGAGGCUCCGCAACAAGAUCGCCGGAUUCUCCACCCAUCUCAUGAAGAGGAUCCAGAAGGGACCCGUCCGCGGAAUCUCCCUCAAGCUUCAGGAGGAAGAGCGUGAGCGCCGCAUGGACUUCGUCCCCGACGAAUCCGCCAUUAAAACCGAUCACAUCGCCGUCGACAAAGAGACGCUCGAAAUGCUUGCCUCCUUGGGAAUGUCUGAGUUGCAAGGUAUCGUCAAGGUCGAACCCGCCGCUCCGAUUCCCGCCUUCGGAUUUGGCCGUGGAAAGAAGUUCUAG
Messenger RNA from Microthlaspi erraticum, 414 nucleotides. NCBI's taxonomy places the organism in Eukaryota, Viridiplantae, Streptophyta, Magnoliopsida, Brassicales, Brassicaceae. The record is from the annotation of a GenBank genome assembly.